Branchiostoma floridae (Florida lancelet) is the source of this 2860-nucleotide messenger RNA. Its product is annotated as succinate dehydrogenase [ubiquinone] flavoprotein subunit, mitochondrial-like. Gene Ontology annotation, molecular function: succinate dehydrogenase (quinone) activity; flavin adenine dinucleotide binding; electron transfer activity. Lineage: Eukaryota; Metazoa; Chordata; Leptocardii; Amphioxiformes; Branchiostomatidae. Gene Ontology annotation, biological process: tricarboxylic acid cycle; mitochondrial electron transport, succinate to ubiquinone. The coding region runs from base 25 to 2052 and encodes 675 amino acids. The record is from RefSeq and is a predicted model, not a curated record. The transcript is spliced from 16 exons.
GUUUCUACUCUAAGCUCACUGCGCAUGCUCCAUCACGGAACCAACAUGGCUGCCGCUCUGAGGUUGGGCGCUCUUGCCGGCAGAAUUCUGUCAAAUUCUCAGGCAUCAGGAUUGAGUCAUGGAGUCAAGCCCCUGGCUACAUCCAGAUCGUUCCACUUCACCAUAGAGGGGAGACGCAGCGAUGCAAAACUCUCAGAAGGCAAUGUGGGCACAAACAACUACCCCGUUGUGGACCACACGUACGAUGCCGUGGUGGUUGGAGCCGGCGGGGCUGGUCUCCGAGCGGCGUUCGGUCUGGCGUCGGAAGGCUUCAAGACCGCCUGUAUCACUAAACUGUUCCCCACCAGAUCUCAUACUGUGGCUGCUCAGGGUGGUAUCAAUGCAGCACUGGGGAACAUGGAACCAGACAACUGGAGAUGGCACAUGUACGACACAGUGAAGGGCUCUGAUUGGUUGGGAGACCAGGAUGCGAUCCACUACAUGACAGAGGAGGCACCACAAGCUGUCAUUGAGUUGGAGAACAUGGGCAUGCCGUUUAGCCGUACAGAAGACGGGAAGAUUUACCAGCGAGCGUUUGGCGGGCAGAGUUACGACUACGGGAAGGGUGGACAGGCACACAGGUGCUGCUGUGUGGCCGACCGAACUGGACACUCCCUCCUGCACACCCUGUAUGGACAGUCCCUGAGGUAUGACACGGAGUACUUUGUGGAGUAUUUUGCCCUGGACCUGAUCAUGAAGGACGGAGAGUGUAUCGGAGUCAUCGCCAUCAACAUGGAGGAUGGAACCAUCCACCGCUUCCACGCCAAGAACACCGUUCUCGCUACCGGCGGUUACGGCCGCGCCUACUUCAGCUGCACGUCGGCACACACGAACACGGGCGACGGUACCGCCAUGGUAACCCGCGCUGGGCUGGCCAAUCAGGACAUGGAGUUUGUGCAGUUCCACCCAACAGGUAUCUACGGCGCUGGUUGCCUGAUCACUGAGGGUUGUCGUGGCGAGGGCGGAUACCUCAUCAACAGCGAGGGCGAGCGCUUCAUGGAGCGCUACGCUCCCACCGCCAAGGAUCUCGCUUCCCGUGACGUGGUGUCCCGCUCCAUGACUAUCGAAAUCAGAGAGGGAAGAGGGUGUGGUCCGGAGAAGGACCAUGUGUACCUCCAGCUGCACCACCUCCCGCCCGAGCAGCUCGCGGCGCGCCUCCCCGGGAUCUCCGAGACCGCUAUGAUCUUCGCUGGCGUCGAUGUGACCCGUGAACCCAUCCCCGUCCUCCCCACUGUACACUACAACAUGGGAGGUGUGCCUACUAACUACAAGGGACAGGUUGUACAACAUGACUCGGAGAAGGGUGACUACAUUGUUCCGGGUCUGUACGCGUGCGGAGAAGCAGCCUGCGCCUCCGUGCACGGGGCCAACCGUCUGGGCGCCAACUCGCUCCUGGAUCUGGUUGUGUUCGGCCGUGCGUGCGCUCACACCAUCCGCGAUGAGAACAAGCCCGGAGAGGCCAUCGCAGACUUGCCUAAGCAUGCGGGAGAGGAGUCUGUAGCAAACCUUGAUGCUGUUCGUUACGCAAACGGCAGCGUCCCCACAGCUGACCUCAGACUACAGAUGCAGAAGACCAUGCAGGCCCAUGCCGCAGUGUUCCGUACCGGUGAUGUUCUGAAGGAAGGAUGUGACAAGAUCAGUGAACUGGUCAACAAGAUGGACGAUAUCAAGACGUUUGACCGCGGUGUCGUGUGGAACACUGACCUGAUUGAGACCCUGGAGCUCCAGAACCUGAUGCUGAAUGCUGCACAGACCAUGUUCUCUGCUGAAAACAGGAAGGAGAGUCGGGGAGCACACGCACGGGAGGACUUCAAGGACCGUAUUGACGAGUAUGACUACUCCAAACCUGUGGAUGGACAGAAGGCACGGCCAGCGGCUGACCACUGGAGAAAACAUACCCUGUGUAAAAUGGACGAUGGCAAAACUGUUGACCUGUCCUACAGACCAGUCAUCGAUGAAACAUUGGACGAACAGGACUGCAAGCAUGUCCCACCAGCCAUCCGCUCCUAUUAAAACUGUUGUUCUCUUAGUAAUACACAGAAAGUAAAAAUAAAGAGCUGCUUUGCUAUCAAUAUAUACUUAAACACAGAUACCAGCAAUAGUAAGGGACAUUGUAAAAAGUGUUGAAAGUAUAUAUGUCUAAAAGUAGGUUGUUGGAAUUGAUAGAUUCUGUGAAAGUAUACAUGUAGGGUCAAAUGCUUUUGCAAGAUUGGCAACAACUUUGGGGAGGGGGGCAUAGUUCUGGGAUGUAUCACACAUGCAUGGACGAUGCUUCUUGCAGAAAUAUUGAAUAGCAGACAACAAGAUAUCAAAUCUUAAAAAGACUACUCUGCAUAUGGAUUUGAAUACGAAUUAGUUUAAUAGAACAAUGGUGGGUGUAUCUUUGGACAUUUUAUCCACUUCCUGUUACUCUGAUGUGCUUUCCCCCACGUUUUCCCAAUGCCUAUGUAGUAAACACUAAAAUGUAUGUGAAUAUUGUGUGACUCUUGCUAACGGUGACUGGGGAAAUAACAGUAUUAGAACAGUAACAAAUGUUCAUGAAAUGACUUACUAGUAAAGUUGACAAUUUCAAAAGAAUUUGGUACAUUUUCACUGCACACUCUAGCUUAUGCAACAAAAAUGUGGGUAACCACGUACUUCAAAAGUCUUGCUUCUAGCUCGAGUGUUUUUUUCUCUUGACGCAAACCAUAGCUUAUGCAUUCUGUUUUGUGACUUUCCUUACUACAGACACGAUAUUUGUAUAUGCAUGUUCUGCUGUGCUGUGAAUAGAAGAUCAUUCUUACAGGAGAAAUGUUGCAAAAUAUACCACUAACAAACAAAA